AUGAGUUCUUUAAACUUAAUAUUAUAAUUCUUUAUGAUUUAGGAAUCUUAAAAUAUUAAUAUUGCUGAUCUAUGUUAAUAUUUAGAAAUAACUCUUUUUAUUACUCCUCAAAAUCUCAUUCUAUAAUAAAUGUCAAAAUACAUGAAAUUGUAACCUAUUUCAAAUAUUAAAUAAAUUCAAAUAUUUUUUGAUAAUAAUUAGUAUAGAUUUUAUACAACGAAAUAGUUUAACAAAUGUAAAAAUAAGUUAGAUACAAACAUAAUUCAUAUAAUAUAGAAUCUAGAAUCCUUUGGAAGAUUCUAUCUAUAUUUCAUUUUGACUGUCUCUUGA
This is a messenger RNA of Paramecium tetraurelia, 330 nucleotides long. RefSeq lists its product as uncharacterized. NCBI's taxonomy places the organism in Eukaryota, Ciliophora, Oligohymenophorea, Peniculida, Parameciidae. The transcript is spliced from 2 exons. The record is from RefSeq and is a predicted model, not a curated record.